Molecule: messenger RNA, 1358 nt
Organism: Salmo salar (Atlantic salmon)
Lineage: Eukaryota; Metazoa; Chordata; Actinopteri; Salmoniformes; Salmonidae
Source: RefSeq, a predicted model, not a curated record
UAAGGAAGGCAGUUGUUCCGAGGACCGGCUCGGCUUUACUACUCUGUAUUAAAGUCUAUAUUGAAUUUACAAGUUCUUGUAAGAAGUGUUAUUCUUAAGACAAUUUUCCACGACAGGAGCGGAGAAAACUCUGGGAGCGUGGAACUUGAAUCUGCUAGUACCAGCCAUGCUCGCUCACCAGAUAAACAUUUGAAGAAGUUCUAACAGAAGAAAUUUGUGUUUUUGGCAGUAAUGCGCCAUAACGUUGGAUGCCAAUCGCCGAUAAACCCCACAGAAGAAGAGUGAUUGAUUGCUAAAUCUCGGUUGGAGAUAUGCGUUUACCGCUGAUCUGCGGUAUGUGAAAGAGAGGAGCGGCGCAGGCUUUCUAAUUAAACUCUUCAAUUCAACUUUUGAGGAUGGUGCCCCAUAUGCUUGAAAUGCAACCCAGCUCAAUGUGCUGGGACAACAUAGAUAACGCUUGUGAAAAUGCCAGAUCAAGAGAAUGGAGCGAUGGUGACGGAUACAGCCGCCAUAAUAUGGCUCACUGGGAAAGUGAUCCCCCAGCUGGUGAAAGGCAGUACCUCACCCAAAAGGAAAGCGAACACCAGUGGCUGAACCGUGAGGAUGAAGCUGCCAUGCGGGCCCACUACAACUCCCAGAGACAAAACUCUCAAAUGGACUUCCGUGGACAUCGGGCACAAGAGACCCAGACGCCUCCUCUGUAUCAUCAAGAACAUCACAGAAUGGCUCAGAGUCAGAACAUAAGGGAUUGGCCCAAUCUCUAUGGACCCUUGAGAGGCCAGGCACCCCCUAAUGUAAACUUACACCGCAGUGGAGAGAGAACAGAAACAUGGGCUAAGCAUGAACCCCACUUCCCCAGCAAUGACUUUUUAACCCCACUCAAUGUCGAAAGAGGGCAUGAGGAUAUUUCCCAUCACCAUAACACUGACCAGGAUUAUAUGUUUGGUUGGAUAGUGAAUCAUAACAAUCUCCAUUACUUGGAAAGCAAAUGGCAGAUGUUAGAUCCCACCCAUUCCAAUGGACAUGCUAAUGAACCUUCAAGGGGCAUUCUACUGAAUGCUCAAGGGGACGUUCUAGGGGUGGUUUCCGUGGAAAUUCUAGGGGUGGUUCUAGUGUACGUUCUAGAGGUAGUUCUAGUAGACGUUCUCGGGGUGGUUCUAGGGGUCGGUCUAGUGGACGUUCGAGGGGUGGGUCUAGUGGAUGUUCUAGGGCCUAUUCCAGCUGGUCACCCAGGCAGGUCUUCCAGGCUAAGCAUGUCAACCCUUCUCAAACUACGACAAACAGUUCUCCAGACAUUCAAAACGUCAACAUCAUUCUAACUGUUCCUGUGGUCAACAACAAACACAGUGAAACAACAU